UGUUCCCUGCUUUGUGCCUGUAACCUCUGGGAUAGGCUGUGGACCCCCCGCCACCCUGAUUAGGAUAAGCAGAUGGGUUUUUAAAAAUAAAAUUAACAGUAUUUCUACUCUGAAAAUAUUAAUGUAGUGGUAAUGACAUAGCAGAAAUAAAUUGAUUCAUGCUACCUUUCAGUUCUGUUAGUAUUCUGAGCAUGACAUAGCUAUUAUUUUCAUAGUAAACAUUGAUAUUGUGAUUAUUAAUCUAGUUGAAUAAACAGGAGUGGCUUUAUCCUUUAUUCUGUUUUCCUAGGCAAUUGAGAGAGGAGUGUUCUUUGAGAUUAGCUAUGCUUCAGCAAUCAAGGACUCGACCAUGAGAAGAUACACCAUCUCUAACGCCAUCAAUCUGAUGGAGACAUGUAAAGGAAAGAAUGUAAUUGUAUCUAGUGGGGCUGAAAUGCCCCUUGAGUUAAGAGGACCUUACGACAUCGCAAAUUUGGGGCUGCUCUUCGGACUGUCUGAGGGCGAUGCCAAAGCUGCCGUUUCUACCAACUGCCGCGCCGUCCUGUUGCACGGAGAAACCCGAAAGACUGCCCUGGGGAUCAUACAUACAACGAAGAGGAUGCUACCCGCUGCAGAAGGGCAAGACGAGGACAGGGAACCUCCGGUGUCAAAGAAAGCCAAAGUUCACACCGUGUGACUCGAGUUUAUCCUGAUUAUUACUAUCACAGGAGUUUGGAACGUUUUCGAUCCCAUACCGGAGAACUUUAAGAGCAGUUUAUUUUUAAAAAUGUAUUUUUUGCGUAUUGCUCAGAUUUUAAUCUGAAGUGUGUAAUAAGUCUGUUAUGAUGACUGAUCUAUGGGCAGUCUGUAUGAAAUGAGUUGUGUUUGGAUGCGUAAACAUGACUACGUUGUGGCAUUCAUAAGGAUAAAGAGCAGCCUAAUUUUGGAAGUAUAUAAAUAUUAAGAAAUGUAUACAAGACAUAAGACACAAGAAGGGUGUUCACACAAGAAAAAUCAGUUAAAAUGUUUAUUUAAAACUAAAUAUUCAAAUAAAAUGUACAUAGCAUUUUACAUUAAGUACAAAAAAUUACUGUGACUUCAGCAAGUGCAUUAAAUCCCAAAUGUGUCCA
Paramormyrops kingsleyae is the source of this 1109-nucleotide messenger RNA. The record is from RefSeq and is a predicted model, not a curated record. NCBI's taxonomy places the organism in Eukaryota, Metazoa, Chordata, Actinopteri, Osteoglossiformes, Mormyridae.